UACAACACAGGAAGUGCCGGUUGGAAAGAAAUUUCCUUCUUUGGAUCUUUGUUGGUACUUAGGCGCCUCUUAGACAGCUGAGAAUGGCAAACAAUAAAACUAAAAUUGAUAUGGGUCAUGGUUUCAUGAAAAGUAUAAUCCGAAAUCAAGUGGACAGGGAUAAUUAUGAUAAAGAAGUAAAGUCAAAGAAACAAGAAAAACCAAAAUUUAACCAAAGACCAAAGAAACCUAAUAUUGAUGUGUAUGUACCACCUACUAGACAGAAGAAAGAUGAAAAAAAUGAGCUGUUUCAGUUAGAGUUUGAAGAUAAAGAAGGAGAUAUAUUGACCUUUAUUGUUUACCAAGACGAUAAGCCUCAUUUUGUGGCCAGAAAAAUAGGGAAUGAGAAGCAGCUGACACAACCGUUUAUUGAGGCUCUGGAGGAAAGAAUAAAGCAAGAAAUGGAAAAGCUUAAAAAUGAACAGACCUGAUCGCUUCAUAAAUUUCAACCCAGAAAUUUUUACUAGAAGUGAAGGCAUCCAAUUUAUGCUGUGCUUUACCUUGAUUUAGCCAGUGUUUUGUGUUGCUUGUCGUAAAGUAAUUUUGGCCUGGUGCCAGAUGGAAUAGGGACCAUUGUUAUUUCUUCCAUGUUGUAUCAUCACUAUGAAUAGAACCAAGCACAUCAGACAUCUUCAUGAUAUUUAAGCACAUCUUAUUAUCUGCAUAACAAACUGGAGAAAUAAUGCUUUGUAGUUUCUUAGUGAUAUACCUUCUGUUUCAUUGGAAAAGAAUAUAUUUGGAUUGGUAUCAGUGAAAAUAAUUAUUAAUUUCAGUGUUGUUUGAAUUCAGUGUAAUGUGAGAAAAUAGACAGCAAAAGGGAAAUGGUAGAAAAUAAAAAGUACAACCCA
Molecule: messenger RNA, 887 nt
Organism: Mytilus californianus (California mussel)
Lineage: Eukaryota; Metazoa; Mollusca; Bivalvia; Mytilida; Mytilidae
Product: UPF0561 protein C2orf68 homolog
Exons: 4
Coding region: 84-470 (128 amino acids)
Source: RefSeq, a predicted model, not a curated record